ACUUGUCUCUCGACCCUCUCGACCUAUAUCCUUCCUCUCACACCACAACCCGUGCUCUUGUGACUAGGCACUUUUCUCACUCCGCAUGUGAGCCACUGCGUCUCAAAGUGCUCUUCUGGCACUUAGCAUGCCGCUCCUCAAGCUCAGAGUUCAAGGCUAACCCUGCGAUCCAUUCCUUGUCCCUCUACAAGGCUGCCCGAAGGCAAACUCACCUGUCAACCCGCCCUGCCGCUCGUUUUUCGCGAUUUUCCUGUUCGAUAUCAAUAUCAACCAAUUCCAAAAGCUCUCAUCUACCGUCGCUCUCGGUAUCAAGUCCAUUAGACUCGACGGUCCUCCGAAUCCUCCCUGUACAAUUACGAUUAUCCGAAUAAGCAUAUCCCGCAGCUUGAGCGGGCUUUCCCACCUGUCGCAGUCAUGGUCGCUCCACCUUCGACUGGUGGUGUCGCACCACCGGCUGCGACUGUGAAGCCAUCAUCAAGCGCUCCGAGAAUGAACGGUGCUCCUCCUGCCACCAUGACCACGCCCUCGUUUCCAUACAGUGCCCGCCGUGCUCCACCUCUUGAUUUGCGAACCGUCGAGCGCAAGGGCCAUGCCUACAGUCGCGAUCCCCCAGCGAGAAGGAGACUUCAUGACCUACCCGAAGCCCCAACUUUCCGACCUACAGAGGCAGAAUUUCGUGAUCCGAUGGAGUAUAUUCGCAGUAUAUCGGAGAAGGCCAGAAAAUACGGUAUUUGCAAGAUCAUCCCUCCAGACAACUGGAAUCCAGAUUUCGCCAUUGAUACAGAGCGCUUCCAUUUCCGCACUCGGCGCCAGGAGAUCAACCUGGUCGAAGGAGGGAACCGCACAAAUCUCAACUACCUAGACCAGCUGGCCAAAUUUCACAAACAAUAUGGCGCACACCUCAAUCGGUUUCCCUCGGUAGAUAAGCGUCCGCUUGACCUUUAUAAACUCAAGAAAGCCGUCGAAGUCAGAGGUGGCUUCGAACGGGUCUGCAAGGACAAGAAGUGGGCUGAGAUUGGGAGAGAUUUGGGAUAUAGUGGGAAGAUCAUGUCAUCACUAUCCACGUCCCUCAAGAAUUCCUAUCAGCGAUGGCUACAUCCCUAUGAGGAAUGGCUGAAGUAUGCCAAACCCGGCGUUCAGCAGCAGCUCGACAACGAACAUGGUGGAGCGUACUCGCCCUCGGUCAUGCCCCAUCAGCCCAUGGUCACCCACCCACCUCCUUCAUCACAGUCUGCUCCGCCUGUCAUGGCAGCAGAUUCUCCAAAGACCCAGCCCGCAAGACCUCUAACUCCCCAAAUACAGAAUUCUCCGGGCCCAUCGCAGCAGCAGCCACCCGUAACCUUGGUACCCCCUGCCGCUCAAUCACGACCAGUAUCAUCCUCGGGCUUCACUGCAGUCAACAGUGGUUUCACUGCGGUAAACAACCCUUCAGGUUUUACGGCCGUCAAUACCCUCCCACCUCCUCCGGUCAAGAAAGAAGUCAACGGCCUGCCGCCAUCAACUCAAAGUCCGGCUUCAUCCUUCCCCGCCAUCAAUGGGCCGACAAUCACGACGAUACACUCAACUGGUAGUUCAAUACCGAAUGGGACACCGAACCCUCUGAAGAGGACUUUGAGCCAUGAUAGUCUCAAUGGUGAGUCCGGCUCGGAGGGACUCGAUGGCGAAGGCGAUGCAGCAAAUGGCAGACGGAGCAAGAGGCCGAAGAAAGAUGGUAUGCCCACAAUUCCGGGCAACCAUAUUCCUGCCAUGCGCCCGACAACCCCCCAAGUGCGCACCAAAACGGCACCCCGGAGACAUGGCGAGAAAUGUGAGAAGUGCGGCAAGUCAGAAAACAAGGAGAGCAUCCUUGUUUGCGAUAGCUGCGAUACGGGCUACCACAAGCAUUGUGUGGAACCACCUUUGAGCCAUAUGCCCGAGUAUGACUGGCACUGUUCGAAAUGCCUGGUUGGGACAAAUGACUAUGGUUUCGAGGAAGGCAGCGUCUACUCUUUGAAGCAAUUUCAAGAGAAGGCCAACAACUUCAAAGAGCAUUACUUUUCUGCCCGAAUGCCCUUCGACCCUGUUUCUAAUACGCCAAGAAAGCCAACCGAGGACGAUGUCGAACGUGAAUUCUGGAGACUAGUCGAAGACAUCACCGAGUCAGUCGAAGUUGAGUACGGUGCAGACAUUCACUCGACAACUCAUGGCAGCGGUUUCCCUACAGUGGAGAAGAACCCUCUCAAUCCAUAUUCGAAGAGCCCAUGGAACUUGAACGUCAUGCCCUUCCUCGAAGAGUCGUUGUUCAGACACAUCAAGGGUGACAUAUCCGGGAUGACGGUCCCGUGGCUGUAUGUGGGCAUGUGUUUCUCGACGUUUUGCUGGCACAAUGAGGAUCACUAUGCAUAUUCGGCAAAUUACCAACACUUUGGUGCGACCAAAACUUGGUACGGCAUUCCUGGCAAGGACGCGUAUCGUUUCGAAGAUGCAAUGCGAAAAGCAGUGCCAGAAUUGUUUGAGACCCAACCUGAUUUACUUUUUCAGUUGGUCACCAUUCUUCCACCACAUCAACUGAGAAAGGCGGGGGUUGAGGUUUACGCCCUCGACCAACGGGCAGGUCAAUUCGUAAUCACAUUCCCUCAAGCUUACCAUGCGGGAUUCAAUCAUGGUUUCAACUUCAACGAAGCUGUUAAUUUUGCGCCUGCCGACUGGGAAGAGUUUGGCGAGUUGGGCGUGCAGCGACUGCAGGAAUUCCGCCGUCAACCAUGCUUCUCGCAUGAUGAGCUCCUCUUCACCGCCGCGGCGUCAGAUACAACAAUUAAGACCGCGAAGUGGCUGGGACCUGCGCUUGAGCGAACUCGAACUCGAGAAUUGGCCGAGCGUCAAAGUUUUGUGGCAAUGCACAAGCGGCAUUUUCCCCACGACGACUGUACGUUCGAUACAUUGGCUCCUGAGCCAUCCGAGUCCUGCGGCCUCAUCAUCAAGAUCGAGAACGCCGAGCUUGAAGAGGAAGAAUAUCAGUGCUGCUAUUGCAAGGCAUUUUCCUACCUUUCACAAUUUCGGUGCCACCGCAGUGGCAAAGUCACAUGCCUUUUGCAUCCUGAAGUGUCUGAUUGCUGCUCUGACUCUCCUAGUGAAAGGCUGAGGGGACCCAACCACAGUCUUCUGGUCCGCUACACCAACCAAGAGUUGAGCAAUAUUGUCCAGAAAGUGGUGGACAAAGCAAACGUACCUGAAGCAUGGGAGGCAAAAGUAGAGGCCCUACUGGCCAACGAAGCUCGGCCUGCGCUCAAGUCUAUGCAUACGCUACUGACAGAAGGUGAGAAGAUACCACAUACGCUGAAGGGUCUAGAUGAUCUAGCCGAUUUUGUCAAGAAGUGCGACCAAUGGGUGGAAGAGGCGAACCAGUAUCUCACCAGGAAGCAGCAAAACAGACGAAAGAAUGAGAAGGCCUGGCGUCGAUCUUCCCUUCGGACCGGCCGGCCAGAGGACAAGGACAGCGAGCCACAACUCACCGUGGAACGCAUGAAGGAGCUGAUCGAAGAUGGAGAACUGCUCGGGUUCAGUGCCCCUCAGCUGGAAAGUUUGAGAGAAAAGGUCACCGUUGUCGAUGAAUGGCGGGCGAGUGUGAACCGCAUCCUCACAGGCCAGCACCAAGCUACUUCCGACGAGUUAGAGGGUCUGCUCGAAGAAGGUCGCGGCUUCAUGGCUGCUAUGCCUGAACUCACAAACUUGGAGCAAGUUCACGCGCGCACCCACUGGCUUGAAGAAGUCCGACAAGUUCAGAAAGAUGUUCAAUCAAAGACACUUGAUGAUUGCAAAGAGCUUCUUAAGCGCACUUCGGAACUGGAAAUCUCUCUACAGAUGCCAGAAGUCUUGUUUCUGACUGAAGUGGUGAGACAAGGCGAGUUCUGGGAGAUCAAAGCAAAAGAAGUCAUGGCAGCCGAGGAUGUCCACUAUCCCCAGCUGGAAUCACUACAUUCUCAAGUGCAGAAUCAGGUUUUCCCUGUCAACAAGGAGACUUUGGAGCAGAUGGAUGUCAUUCUGGCCAAGAAUCGCGAGGCAAAACGCCAGAUCAUAACUUUGGUCGAACGAAGCCACGAUCCAGACUUCCGAAAGCGUCCAAUGUAUGCGCACGUCAGGGAUGUCGUCAAGAGCUUUGAGGAUCUAAAUGGGAAACCUCACGGCGCCUCCGACUUGGAGAAAGAAUUGAGACGACAUGAAGAUUGGAUGAGACGGGGCAAGAAACUCUUCGGCAAGGCCAAUGCUCCGCUUCACAUACUGGAACAACACAUGAAGUUUGUGGAGGAGAAAAACAACUACUGCUUCGACCUGAAUGAUACGUUCAGGCCGCCGGUUGAGCCCGCGUCACGAGAAGCCACGCCCAUCGAGGGUCAGGAGAAGGGCGCACUCGGCGACGAGGAGAAACCUGUUUUCUGUAUUUGUCGUCAACCCGAGGCGGGGCUUAUGAUCGAAUGCGAAAUCUGUCAUGACUGGUACCAUGCCAAAUGUCUCAAGCUUGCCAGAGGAAAGGUCAAGGAGUGUGAGAUGUUUACCUGUCCUAUUUGCGAUUGGCGAGUCAAGAUUCCUCGCGAUGCAGCCCGACCGAAACUUGAAGACCUACAAAUCUGGCAGGAUGAAAUCCAGGAUCUCCCAUUUCAACCGGAGGAAGAAGAACUGCUCAAGCGAAUAAUCGAUAAAGCGCAGGCAUUUCGGGAGUUCCUCAUGCGAUACACGACUGGCAGUCAACUUUGUAGGACAAUUGAGGAGAUGCCAGAAAUGCUCUUUUAUCUCCGCAAGAUUGAGGGCGCAGAGGUCCUCCUGGCAUUUGAGACCAAUGUAUUACGGCAGGAGCUGCACAAAUGGCAGCCCAUUGCUCCCGAACCCCCGCCUAUUUUGGACCAAAGUUUGUCGACACGAAAGCCCCGACCGACAAAGCAGCAGAAGUUGAUGAAGGAGCUGGGAGUCGAGAAACCCGAGGACCUACCAGCACAUUUACGGACAAAGACCUAUGUGCGGAGAAAGACGCAAGAAUCGUUUGUCACUGGACCUUUGCUUCCGAAGCCGUCGACGCAAUCACCGUCAGCUCCGGGCUCCACUGCGAGCCCAAGUCAUAACGGUGGAAACGCCGAAGGCUCGUCUGCCAUGCAGAGGCAAGGAUCCAACGAUCAUACUGGCCCAAGCAGGGCGUUUGAGCCUGGCUACAUGUCAGGCUCAUCCUUUGCAGAACGUCGACCUUCUCCCUUCUCACCCAACUCGCCCUCAUUGUUCAGCCCCACUCGCGAAGCACCACAUGAAGAGUUGAGGGAUCCGAUGAUGCCCACAUUUGGUGGAGAUGGCUCGGAAGGACGAAACCACGACCCGUCAUUCCCCAUGUUCCGAUCGGGUACUGGGUUGGGUCUGGAUGCCGACGACGAUAUACGGAGUGGACUAGCCAAUGCAUCUGCGAGUGCCGCCAACUCUGCCAGGGAGGGCUCUCCUUCGGGAGGGGGUGAAUACGACCAUAUGUUCAUGGACAUGACGAAUCCAGAUGCGGACACGAGUAACGAUCCUGUGCCGAGUCUGGAACAAGAGGCCAGUCACGCGAGUGAGGCACUCGAUAUGAUUCGAACUGCGAGCAAUGAUUCGGUGAACGACCAUGCGGACUUGGAGGACGGAGAAAACGUCUCGAAACAUUUUGACGACUUUAUCAACGGAGACGAACAGAGUUGAAGAUGGGUAUGGAUUCCUGGCGUUUGCGCGAAGGGGAAAAUAUCAAUAACCAUCAUCGACACUGGGACUUAGCACGUAUGGCGAGUCAUCAAAAAGGAGUUGUAUGCAGCUACCUCGGGGACUGUCGGGACUUUGACAUUUGAGGGGAUUCAUCUGUACGGAUUAUCCUGUUAUCACGACUCAUAGAACAGCGAGGUGGUACGGAGGCUUAGGGAUGGCCGGAUGGUUAUGGUGAUGGCAGUUUCACGGGCUAGAAUAUGGCGGUAUAGCUGCAUGCUUUUGGACUUCUGUACAAGACCUGAGAUAGGGACAAUGGCUACCAGUCUCGCUGUUUGUGUCCAUGUCAUAUUCCAACC
This is a messenger RNA of Cladophialophora immunda, 6044 nucleotides long. RefSeq lists its product as uncharacterized. Gene Ontology annotation, cellular component: nucleus. The record is from RefSeq and is a predicted model, not a curated record. Gene Ontology annotation, biological process: chromatin remodeling. Lineage: Eukaryota; Fungi; Ascomycota; Eurotiomycetes; Chaetothyriales; Herpotrichiellaceae. Gene Ontology annotation, molecular function: DNA binding; histone demethylase activity. Bases 415 to 5688 code for a protein of 1757 amino acids. The transcript is spliced from 4 exons.